Messenger RNA from Platichthys flesus (European flounder), 7413 nucleotides. RefSeq names its product zinc finger protein 608 (gene znf608). Gene Ontology annotation, biological process: regulation of transcription by RNA polymerase II. Gene Ontology annotation, cellular component: nucleus. NCBI's taxonomy places the organism in Eukaryota, Metazoa, Chordata, Actinopteri, Pleuronectiformes, Pleuronectidae. The transcript is spliced from 9 exons. The record is from RefSeq and is a predicted model, not a curated record. Bases 1024 to 5532 code for a protein of 1502 amino acids.
UUCAGGAGCAGCAGAAUAAAUGUUUCACUCCUCCUGGUGAGGUGUGUGAGGACCAGUGGGGAUCAGUGGAGACUACUGAGGACCUGUUAAGAACCAGUGAGGACCAGUGGGGAUCAGUGGAGACUACUGAGGACCUGUUAAGAACCAGUGAGGACCAGUGGGGAUCAGUGAGGACCAGUGGGGACCUGUUAAGAACCAGUGAGGACCAGUGGGGAUCAGUGAGGACCAGUGGGGACCAGUGGGAACUUGUAAGGACCAGUGGGGACCAGUGAUGACCAGUGAGGACCAGUUGGGACCAGUUGGGAACAGUGAGGUCCAGUGGGGACCAUUGGGGAUCAAUGAGGACCAGUCGGGACCAGUGAGGACCAGUGGUGUCAGUGAGGACCAGUGGGGACCAGUUGGGACUUGUGAGGAUCAGUGGUGACCAGUGGGGACCAGUGGGGAACAGAGGGGACCAGUUGGGACCAGUUAAGAACCAGUGAGGAACAGUGGGGACCAGUUGGGAUCAGUGAGGACCAGUGGGGACCAGUGCGGACCAGUGGGGAUCAGUCAGGACCAGUGGGGACUAGUGAGGACCAGAGGACCAGUUAGGACCAGUGAGGACCAGUGAGGAUCAGUGGGGACUAGUUGGGACCACUGGGGAACAGUGAUGACCAGUGGGGACCAGUGAGGACCAGUGGGGACUAGUUGGGACCAGUGGGGAACAGUGGGGACCAGUGAGGACCAGUGAGGACCAAAGGACCAGUGGGGACCAGUGAGGACCAGUGGGGAUCAGUCAGGACCAGUGGGGACUAGUGAGGACCAGAGGACCAGUGGGGACCAGUGAGGACCAGGUGGGGACCAGUUGGGACCAGUUGGGACCAGUAAGGACCAGUGGGGACCAGUGGGGACCAGUUGGGACCAGUAAGGACCAGUGAGGACCAGUGGGGACCGGACCUGACCCUGCGGCUCCAUGCUUCGUGUCCCUGGCGGCCUGACGAUGAGCUGAAUGCUGAUGGUCCAAGGAGACGAGGAGAGGAGGAGAUGAACCGUUUCCUCCGAGCUGUGGAGGAUGGAGGUCUGCUGAGAGGCUGCAGGGAGCUGUCCCCCAACCACACCUCCUCCUGCAUCUCCAUCACCUCCUCCUCCUCAGCCGACGGACACGCGGCCCUGCCCUCGCUCCAGACCCGGGGACCUGGCGGGUCGGAGCCGAGGAGAUCCGCGCUGAAACGCAGCCGAGCCGGCCGGGAGGGACGAGGGGACCCGGGGCUGGAGGACCGGUCCGCGGCCGCUGCGCUGCGCCUGAGACCCGGGGAGCAGCAGCUGCGGCGCCGGGAAAGCCAAGGACGUAGCGUCGGAGGAGAAGGAGCCGGGAUGAUCUCCGCGGUCAUGAGGGAGGCGGGAGGAGGCGUCUGCUCCGACAUCCCCGCGGCCUCCGGCGCUGCGACAUGCGCCAAAGGCAAAGAGGAGCGGAAGGGGAAGAACAUGAUCCGCGGCUGGAAGAGGGACCGGGACCUGGACCGGGACCGGGACCGGGACAGCGCUCCUCCUGCCGCUCCCUCCGUCCGGCAGAGGAAGGAGAGAAGCGGGGAUGGUGCGUCUCCUCCUCCUCCUCCUCCCUCCGUCUUCCUCUCGUCGUCCGCCCUGCCCGAGCAUCAUCUGUGCCGCGACGGCCCCGGACUGUGCCGCUGCGACCCCCGGACCACAGCUGGAGACAGCAACAGCAACAACAACAACAACAACAACACAAACACACACACACACGGCUGCUGCGGCGGGGGCAGGAACGCGCUGGAUUGUGGAGCUAAAGGCGGCGGCGCUAUUGUUGUCAGGCGGCAGCAUGACGACACGCCGGCCGCUAAGAAACACAGAGGAGCCGAGAAGGUCGACCCCAUGUUCACUGUGCCGGCCCCCCCCGCCCUGGGCCACCCCGGCUCCUCUCUGCCCUCGGCUCCUUCCUUCUCCCCUCCGGCCCUGCCCACCUCCAACCCUAUGCAGAUGGCAGUGAGGACCAGGUCCAUCGGCACCAACACCCAGGAUGGAGGCGUCUCUGGGCCCCUGGAGGACGACCCGGCCGGUCUGGGCCCGUGUCAGCCCGGGACCAGCGUGAACCUGGAGGGCAUCGUGUGGCACGAGACCGACGAAGGUGUCCUGGUGGUGAACGUGACGUGGAGGAAGAGGACCUACGUGGGAACCUUGUUAGACUGCACCAAACACGACUGGGCCCCCCCGAGGUUUUGUGAGUCGCCCUCCAGUGACCCCGAGCUGCCCGGCGGUCGUGGCCGGGGGAAACGGAUGCGCAUGGCGAUGGCCGAGCGUCCCUGCGUUGAGCCGGCGCCGGCUGCCAAGGUCAGAGGUCUCACACAGCACAGGAGCCGCGGAGGAGGCGUGGCCGGGACCUCUGUGCCGAUCCACAGCAAGGGACGGAGAGGCAGUCUCAACCUCAUCAACAGCACCUGCCGAGCUCCAGCUUCUUUCUUCACCGUGGACGAUGUGAAAUCUUCCCACAGCGCCCCCUCCCUUUCGUCUGGGAAGCGAAAGAACAAACCUCCGGCCGACCUGGACCUCAGCUUGGUCUCUUCCGACGACAUCAAAAAUGGCAACGGGAAGCGGAUUCGAGCCAAAUCCCGCAGCGCCCCGUCCACACCGCAGGGCAAAUCUGACCCCUCCUUCAUGGACCCAGGGGGAGGUUGUGCCUCUUCACCACCCCCGCCCAUUCUCAUUGAUUGUCCCCACCCCAACUGCACUAAACGCUACAAGCACAUCAAUGGACUGCGCUACCACCAGACACAUGCACACCUGGAGGCCGAGGAGCAGAGGAAGCCUGAGCUGGAGCCCAUGAAGGACGGAGAGAGUGAGGAGCGACUAUCAGACUGUGAGGACACCAGCAGCAACAUAACAUACGACCUCACGGAGCCAAACAACAGCACUAAUGCCAACAGUUCCUCUAAGAAACCUGCACCUCUCUACAAGGUGACCACGGUAGGGUCUCCUAAGAACAGACGGCUACUCCUGAGUACCGACCACAGCCCCACAGCUAACUCUAAAACCAGAAGAACCUCACUGCUAAAAGAUGGGCUCAUCGAUGACCUCAGCAAUCUGCCCAUCAUCUCCAACAUGACCGUGGUCCUGGAGAACUGCAUGGUCCCAGACAGGAACUCCAUGGUGGAGAUGCCCAAACUCGAAGCUGAAGGUUUGAUCGACAAGAAGGGAGGCGCAUGUGAUAAAGGCAAGAAGGCCAAUGGGAAGGUGGAGAAACUUUCCAAGUCACGGACAAACCGACCAAUUGCUCCAGCUCCUGCUCCUCCCAAGCUGAUCGCCAUACCCAAUGCAACGUAUCCCGCCGGCACAGCAGAUACUGCCCCCCCACAGCAGCCCUCUCCCAUUGCCGCUGUGGGUCUCACGAGUAAAACCCUUCCUCUAAAACCCAUCAAACCAAAGCUGAGCAUCGUUGUGGAGCCGAACCUCGUCAAAGCAACACUGGUUCCCUGCAGCAAAGAGACCAGGAAGAAGGAAAAGCGGAGGCUGAAGGACAAACAUAACAAAGACGAGUCCACCAGGACACCUAAUGGAGACAGCAGCGGCAUCAAAAUGGAGGAUGGUGGUGGUGGAUCUAAAACGGGUGGCAAGGAAAUUUCUGGAAGCCUUCUGAAGGAACACCUCAGCAAGCAGGACGUGAUGAAUGGACUCACAGAAAGCCAAGAGAGCAGGAUGGCCAGUAUCCGUGCAGAGGCCGAUAAGGUCUACACCUUCACCGACAACGCCCCCAGUCCCUCCAUCGGCAGCUCCUCGCGGCUCGACGCCGGUGGGAGCUGCCUGGUAGCAGCUGACAGCAGCAGCAAGAACAACAGUCCUGCUUACUCCGACAUCUCCGAUGCAGGGGACGACGGAUCCUCUGAAUGUCGGUCAGAUGGCCUCAGAUCCAAGUCGGGCUCGUCUGCCUCUUCUGACGUGAGCUCUAACGGUAACCAUAGUAGCUCUGGUAAGACCCCUCCCACUUCAUCUGCCCCAUCUUCAAAAGACUCCCAGUCUCCAUACUACCACAGCUACGAACCCUACUACCUGCCAGGGUACAUGCAGUCGGAGAGGCAGAUCAGCAGCAGUGUUGCUUUCCAAAAAAGCUCUGCCCAUGACGGCAAAGGGAAAGACAGAAAGGAAGACGUGAAGGAGGACGACAAAAGUUCUUCCAUUGAGUUCUUGGACUCUAAGAAAGGCGAUGGACCGCCUCAAUCUCAGCUGCAGCUGGCCAUGAGUCAGACCCAGACCGCGCUAGCCCAGUCCCUGUACUAUGGCCAGUACUCCAGAGGACUUUACAUGGACCAGAAAAUCUUACUGGCCUCCAAAUGCUGUGACCAGCCACCAGGUGCCAAGCAGAGGGGCGAGAGGGGUCAGGGGUUGAGAGACAGUGAGGACCUCAAACACAUGGUUGGAGGACCAGCCAGUGGACCCCUGCUAGGGAAGGGUCCGGACGGAACUAAAGGCUGCUGUCCCAAACCCAUCCUGUCCUACGUGGAGAUGAGUGAGAGAGGAGAAAGGGGACAGGGUCUGAGCUUGAAGGCGGUUCACGGUGCACUGGUGGACCAGCACCAGGUCUCGAUGAAAGACUGUGAUGACAUCAAGUCCCCCUCUUCUUCCUCCUCUUCAUCCCUCCACAACGCGAACAGUCAGACAGAUCUGGACUCAAAUGUUUCCUUUUCCAGUCCCCCCGACGGACCGGCCUGGGCUCACCGCCUCGCUCACAGCAAGUACAUCGAGCUGCAGCACGGGGAGGAGGCCGAGGAGGGGGAAGCUGACAGGAGCAAGGAGUGGGGAGCUACCGUGGAGCCGGCCGGGGCCAAGAUGACCUCAGGAGGAGGAGACAGAGGAGCAGGCGGGGAGGCUAAAAAAGCCAGAGUCCACGGAUCCCACGAUCUCCCACCGGCCAUCGAACCCGAGGACUCCGACCGACUGGAGGGCCUGGACGAUCAGGGUCAGGAGCCAAUAGGAGGGCUUUCUGAGGAGUCUCAGAGCGCCCGGGUGGCGGUGUCUCCUCCCAUGACGCCCCAGCAGCCCUACAUCCAGUACCAGCACUCCUCCUACCCGCCCUACCUGGCGAUGUGCGAGAGCAGCGGGGCCUCCUACCGAGGGGUGUCCCCAACGCUGGUCCACAACUACCCAGGUUUCCACUACCCUCUGUACGGCAAGACGGCCGGCAGGGAGGAGUCAGAGGUGACCCCACCCGGCAGAGGGGUGGCGGUGAGCAGCAAGCAGAGCAGCGACUCCACCUCCUCGUCGGCCAUGGAGCUGCUGCAGCAGCAGAGCCACCAGUACCACGGGAAAUCUCCUGCUCCUGGAGAGAAGGGUUCCCCGGAGGGAGAGAGAGAGACGGAGAGAGAGAGGAACCACGUGUCGUUCGCCCGACACCUCCACACACACCACCACACACACUUGGGUAUGAGCUACAACCUGAUGUCAGGGCAGUACGACAUCUACCAAGGGUUGAGCUCCAGGUCGCUGGUCUCCAGUCAGCAGGUGGCAGGACACUCCUCUACUGAGGCCGAAGGGAAGAAGUAGGACCAUGUGGCCACGUCUCACAUGAGGAACGGCAGAUUUAUCACACAUCGAUUCCGUGGUGUUGAAUAAGCUUCGCCUCGCUGAGAGGCAGAGAACAAGAAGAUAACCUCUUUCAUUUCUUACUGAUGACAACCACCUGUUUUAUAACACGUCUCCCAGGAGCAGACGGGCGGCCUGAGGGACGGACUGAGGGACAGGAUGUGGACCUUGUUGAACUUCCUGUAUAAAUCUGAAUCUCAAACUUUUCAAGCUUCAGUUUUGCAGAGUUUUGACCGAUGCAGGUGGCGCAGACGAAACUAAACAUCCCCGAGCGCAGCGCACGCAGCUCUUUAUGAAAUGCACAUGUAUCGUAGUGUAUUAUGGCGAUGAUAUGACUGAAUGUAAUGAUGAUGACUUCAUUUAUCCCGAUGGUGUUGAUGGUUUUUUAAAACUUCUAUUGGGAAACAGCAGUAGGAAGCUAAAAAGUCUAUUAUUCUCCUUAUUAUUCUCAUGAUGAUAUUGAAGUGGUCCUCCUCCCUCCAUAGUGCUGACGCUACAUUUGUAUUACUAACCUGUACUUGAGCGUAACCAUGUUGAUUGUAUUGUCUUAAUGUGAGAGUGAACUUCACAUCGACCUGCCCAGUGCCAUGUAGGAACCCAGCGCUGUAAAUAGUGUGUACAGAUUCAUGGCAGAGCACUGACAUGCUUUAUCGUACUCUAUGUUGAUCUCCAUCAGCCAUGCGGGGGAGCAGCAGGCGGAGCACAGGGAGCAGCCGGGGCGGUCAGGGAGGUUCACUGCAGCUGCACGUGGGAAACAUCUCACUGCUCGAGUUUCAUUCACAGAGUUGGUUUCUGUCGUGUUUUCAGGAGCAGGAACCAAACUUCAUGUGUUUGUUUCCAUUUGAUCUGAUUCGGUGUGAUUUAGGGACUAAAGACAUUUUUUGAAAACAAUCUAAAUUCAUUUAGUUUUUUUCAAAUGUAACUUUUCUAAAUUGAUGUUUUCUGCUUGAUCAAGUUUCUUUCAGAACAUCUGCUUUAAAUAACAAAACCAAAUAGAAUAAAACUACUUCUCUUGAUUAAAAGAUAAAAAAAAACAGCUGGAGAAAGUGAUAAAAAACGGAAACUUAAUUGUGUUUAAAGUAAAAUGGCGACUUUUUGACCGUCAGUGAUUACGGUGGAGUUGCCUUCUUCUCUGAAUUCCCACAAUCCUUUGCCCUGCCUCUGCUCCAAUGCCCUCUACAAGCGAACUAGCUCAGUGCAGAGCCUCUGAUAGACACAACAAUCUUUCAUUUGACCCAGUCUCUGAGAUCUGGUGCUGUGCUCCAUCGAACCACCGGAGACACAAUGAGAUCUUUGUCUCUGUGCUGAACGUGCUGCUGGGGGACACCUCCAGGGGGCACCAGAGAGGUGGCGACACUGGUCGAUGUCUCAAAUGGUGCUGAUCUGUCUCCAGAUAUUUAGACACACAUCGUACAAAAUGCUUCUAAUUGCAGAUUUGGUCUGUUAGGUUCUCCUCUGCCAUCCUCCCCCUAUGCUGCCCCCUACCUUUCAUUGGCAUAUUGCAUCUUGGUGAAGCCAGUGAAGGACACAUACAGUGAAUUCUCUUACAGUCCUCAUGGCUAUCACAAUAAAAGUGUGUCUAUCAGCAGCUCUGCCUCACUUACACAACACCUUACCUGCAUAGUAUCAGUGAUCAUUCUAUUACUUGAAUAUAGUGCUAUGAACUCUGUUUACAAAACGCUGUCACGGAGACACAGUGUUGUCUUCUACAGGCUGCUUGGUAAGUUCAGUUCAUCCACCUGGUGUAUCCGUUUAAUAACACACUCAAACCGUAUGAAUAUCAAACCUGCUGUUGCUUUUUUAUACUGUAUAUGCCUUAAUUCAUAUGUUUGGCAAUCAUGA